AUGACACAUAUCGAUAUCCAGAUUACCAACGGUUCCCCGGAGUCUGUUGAGACUCGGCUUUUUAUCAAUGGCGAGUUCCGGCCCUCGUCAGACGGGAAAACAUUCAGCUUGAUCAACCCAUUCACACAGCAGUCCGUAGCAGAAGUUUCCCAAGCCACUGAAGAAGACACCAACAAUGCCGUCGCUGCGGCCAAGGCAGCGUUCCCGGCUUGGAGAGACCUCUCGCCCGCCCAAAGGGGCGCUUACCUUCACAAACUGGCUGCUCUGAUCCGCGAAAAUAACGAUGAAUUUGCGCGGCUGGAGGCCUUGUCUACUGGAAAGCCUGUCUCGCGGUACUUUGAUGCUACCGUUGGCGCCGACACCUUCUCAUACUUCGCUGAGGCGGGAUGGACGGUCCAGGGAACCUCCAGUUUGAACACCCCCGGCCACUUAAACAUGACUGUUAAGCAGCCGUAUGGCGUCGUUGCUUGCAUUAUUCCGUGGAACGUGCCCAUGGCAUUUUUCGCCUUCAAGAUUGCCCCUGCUCUGGCAGCUGGAAACACGGUCGUCUUGAAGAGCAGUGAGAAGGCGCCUUUGACUUCCGCCCUCGCAGCCAAAUUAAUCGCCGAAGUCGGCUUCCCUCCCGGCGUAAUCAACAUCCUCUCUGGCUUCGGUACACCCGCCGGUAGCACGCUAGCCUCGCACAUGGACGUGCGCUGCCUCACCUUCACCGGCUCCUCGUUCACCGGCCAGCGCAUCCAAGCCGCAGCCGCCGCGUCGAACAUGAAGAUCGUGCACAUGGAGCUCGGCGGCAAAUCACCCGCCUUGAUCUUCGAAGACGCGGAUCUGGAAAACGCCGCGGCGGCAACCCAGUUCAGCAUCCAGUGCUUGAGCGGCCAGACCUGCAUGGCGAACUCGCGCAUCUACGUCCAGGAGUCUGUGGCUGAGAAGUUCUUGGCACUCUUCAAGGAAAAGUUCGGUGGUGCGAGCCUUGGAAACCCGCUUGAUGAGGCUACGACGCACGGACCCCAGGUUGACGAGCUGCAGUAUGAGCGUGUUAAGUCAUAUAUCGGUAUUGGUGAGCAGGACGGCAAGCUCACUCUGGGCGGUGACGCGAAGGAUGGGUACUUCAUCAAGCCGACUGUCUUCGAGAACGUCCCUGAGGAUUCGAGGAUCGUGAAAGAGGAGGUCUUUGGUCCCGUCGUUGUGAUCAAUACCUUCAAGACGGAGGAGGAGGCUAUUGAGAAGGCUAACGCCACGGAGUUUGGUCUCUAUGCUUCUGUCUUCACGAAGGAUUUAGACCGCGCUGUGCGUGCUUCCAAGCUGUUGGAGGCUGGUACUGUUGGCGUUAACACUACGAGCCCUAAUGUCGCCAAGGACAUGCCGUUUGGUGGGUACAAGAUGAGCGGUAUUGGCCGCGAGGGCUUCAUGCACAGUCUUGACAACUUCCUGGAAACCAAGACGAUCUUGAUCAAGAUGAGCUCUUGA
Molecule: messenger RNA, 1467 nt
Organism: Aspergillus mulundensis
Lineage: Eukaryota; Fungi; Ascomycota; Eurotiomycetes; Eurotiales; Aspergillaceae
Product: aldehyde dehydrogenase family protein
Exons: 4
Coding region: 1-1467 (488 amino acids)
Molecular function (GO): aldehyde dehydrogenase (NAD+) activity
Source: RefSeq, a predicted model, not a curated record